UAUCCGGCUUCUCUGGCGGCGUUCGAUUCGCGUCGGGCGCGGAUCGAAGGGAGAGAACGCGCGCUAGGAAGUCCUCUGCUGGGUCGGAGCAGGGUCUCCUCAUGGCUGGAAGAGGUGGAAGAGGAAGGGGCCGGGGGGCCCACAUGACCUUCAAUGUUGAGGCGGUGGGCAUCGGGAAGGGGGAGGCGUUGCCCCCUCCCACCCUGAAGCCAUCACCCCUCUUCCCUCCGCUGGAAUAUAAGCCGCUUCCGUUGCUGGCCGGAGAGGAGGUGGAAUACAUGCUGGCUCUGAAGCAGGAGCUGAGGGGGGCCAUGAAGAAUCUGCCGUAUUUCAUCAAACCUUCGGCCCCCAAAAAAGAUAUCGAGCGCUAUUCCGACAAAUAUCAGAUGGCGGGUCCGGCGGACAACGCCAUGGAGUGGAACCCAGAUUGGAAGCAGCUACCUCCAGAACUAAAAAUUCGCGUGAAGAAGACUCGAAAACAAAGGCAGGUGGUUCCAGUUCCCAAACAGAAACCCAAAGUGCCCGCAGACAAGGAGGAAGCCAUUAAGAAGCUGGAGACGCUGGAGAAGAAAGAGGAAGAAGUGACAUCGGAAGAGGAAGAGGAGAAGGAAGAGGGCGAAGAAGGCAAGGAGGAAGAGGAGGAAGAAUAUGAUGAAGAAGAGUUUGAAGAGGAGACGGACUACAUCAUGUCCUAUUUUGACAACGGAGAAGAUUUUGGGGGUGACAGCGAUGAUAAUAUGGACGAAGCCAUCUAUUGAGGUCGUCAGUGGGCUGGCCGGUUGCAGAGGCCGCCUGGCGAAGUUUCUGGCGAUCUCAUCCUUGAGGGGUCUCGAAAGGGGUGUCCAGUCUCUAGAUCAGGGGUCUCCAACCUUGGCAACUUUAAGACCUGUGGACUUCAACUCCCAGAAUCCCUCAGCCAGCAAAGCAGGGGUCUCCAACCUUGGCAACUUUAAGACUUGUGGACUUCAACUCCCAGAAUC
Messenger RNA from Pantherophis guttatus, 980 nucleotides. NCBI's taxonomy places the organism in Eukaryota, Metazoa, Chordata, Lepidosauria, Squamata, Colubridae. The record is from RefSeq and is a predicted model, not a curated record.